Archocentrus centrarchus (flier cichlid) is the source of this 3844-nucleotide messenger RNA. RefSeq lists its product as uncharacterized. Gene Ontology annotation, biological process: binding of sperm to zona pellucida; prevention of polyspermy. The transcript is spliced from 18 exons. Gene Ontology annotation, cellular component: egg coat. Gene Ontology annotation, molecular function: structural constituent of egg coat; acrosin binding. The record is from RefSeq and is a predicted model, not a curated record. NCBI's taxonomy places the organism in Eukaryota, Metazoa, Chordata, Actinopteri, Cichliformes, Cichlidae. The coding region runs from base 4 to 3810 and encodes 1268 amino acids.
GCGAUGUCUUGCAAACAGAAAAGACGAAUAAGUAUACUUUUAUUUGUGGCAAGUGCUUAUUUUUACAUGUUUCAGCUGUGUUGUUCAGUAAGUUUAGGACAGUGGGAGGAUGGUUUUGCUGCACACCGAGCCUCUGCAGAACGGGAAAGGAUUAAACAGGACGAAGAACAAGUUGGGCAGGUUAUCGGGGGCCCUGAUCAGCGCGAAUCCAACGACCCGGGUCUUCACCAGCCUCAGCCUGGAUCCCAAGACUCACAUCCACCUGUCAGUGCACCAGAACUUAAUAAGUCCGGCUUCAACUCUGAGUCCAAGAGUUUUUCGUGGAUUACUGGGAACGUUAACGUGGAAUCAAAGUCCUCAGCUCCAGAGUCUGUACAUGGAUAUCAAGCAGAUUUUACAGGUUUUCAGGGGAAAGUUUUGGGCCUAUCAUCCAGUCCGCAUGUCUCUGAGUGGCAGGCUAUGAGGCCUUUGGUGGAGUGCGACCAUGAUGCCAUGAUCUUCACUGCCUCCAGUCAAGGAUUCACACACCUGUUAGUGGACAGAGGGGGAGCCUCUCCGAUCUCAGUGUUUCAGUUGCCUCCAUACUGUGGUUACUCUGUGAGGACCUCAUGGAGUGGCCUUGAGAUGAUGGUACCAUAUGAGGCCUGUUACAUUACCCAGGAGAAUGGCAGUUACAUUCUGCCCCUGCUGUGGUGGGGAAGCCCGCUGAAGCUCUCCUGCCCGAUUCAGACGUCAACUCCUACCCCCUCGUUCCCUCCUCCACUACCCUCAGUUUUCUGCUCCUCCUAUGGCAUGGCAGUGCAGAUACAUGCGCAGGAGAAGGACAUACCUCAACUGGGAGUGAAAGUGAAUGGGGCUUUGCAUCAGUUUGUAUCUGAACAGUGUGCGUACUAUGUCGACUCCCAGUCUCAGGAUCUUACCUUCUUCAUCUACUCCAGUGCUCCUUGUUUCACCAGUGGAGAUGGUCUCCAGCUUGAGCUUGUAUUGGAUGAUAACGAAUACAUUCUUUCCUGCCCAGUCAGUCCUCAGUUUCCCUACGCCCCCUCUACACCUUGGUCUCCUCCUUUGUCUCCUGGCAACCCUCAGUUCCCCUACAUCCCAGAUCCUGUUAGACCUGCAGCCACUUCCGCUCCUCUGCCAACCCCUUCUCCGCCUCCAACCCAGGAGCAGAUUGCAAAAUUUCCUGAAUAUCCCCACUACAACUAUCCUGGGCUACAGUUCCCACAGCUUCCCCAGCUCUACCCUCCUGGUCCACAAGCCAAAGAGCCACCUCAGCCCACUGGUGACAGUCCUCCUGGACCCCAGCCUGAUAUUCUUGGGCACCAGCAGUUCCUCUACCCUGGGGAACCUGGAAAUUUGCCUUACUCUCUUGGCAUCCCCUGGAAAUAUCCUCCUUUUCACUACCAGUCUCCUGUCACGACACUGGCCAGACCUGACCCCAAUCUUGGUCCAGCGCAGGAUCGUUCUCCCCAUCAAGUACCUAAAUUACCUCCACAGUAUCCAUUUGGUGUACAUUACCCCCACAUGUCAUUCUACUACCCAGCAGUGACACCAGCGCCAACUCCUCCACCUCAAACCACCACCACUACUACUACUACUACUGUUCUUCCAGCUACAACACCAGCCAAACCUCCAUCUUAUGCUUUUUACCCUCAGUACUAUCUUCAGAUGCCUUACUAUCCUGAACCAGCAAACCAGCCACCUGCUCCUCUGCCUCCUGUCCCGCCGCCUCCUCCUUCCCCUCAGUCUAAACAGCCUGUAGGUUAUCCAGCUGCUUCUUACGACUCUUAUUAUGGUUAUUGGCCAGUGUCCUACCCAAAACCUUCUGCUUUACAUCCUGCUGCUGCUCCACCACUUGGUCCGGCAAAAACCACCACGGACAGUCCCGGCUUUUUCUCGAGUCUGUUUAACUUCCACAGACCCAUUUACUCACAACCAGCUGCAUCUCCAACACCUCAGAAACCAGUAGUUCCACAAGACAUCUGCCUGCCCUACAGUCACACCAUUUGUAGCUAUUACUCUUAUCCUUACUAUCUUUAUCAUACACUCUACCCGCCACACUACAUUCCACCCUACCCCCCUCUGCCUCAGUAUCCAGAGAUUCAACCACCAGUGACAACACCAAAGCCUUCCACCAGCACCACCACCGCUACUCCCCCCACCACAAGCUCUACAACCCAAGCUUGGCGCUCUCCACAGACUCUGAAUCUCCAGUGUAUGACGGGGAGGAUGGUUGUCUUCCUGCCUUUUACUCACCCAGACUCCAUCCAGGUCAGAGACCGAACGGAUAGAUGGCUGUUUCUCUCCAGUGUGUCUCCACUUUGUGGGUACAUGCUACAGAUGACUGAAGGUUUUGGGGUAAUUCUCCACUCUCCCCUGCCUGCUUGCCACAGCCAGUUACAGACUCCCACAGCAAUUUCCUUACCUAUAAGGUUUUGGGAUCUCUCCAUGGCGCAGUAUAGGACUCUGGACCUGCAGUGCCCGUUUCAAAGCACCUCUGACAAUCCAGCUACAGUUACCUCACUCACCACACCGACCCCACCAAGCACCACCAAGGAUAGGAUCAGCCCAUCUGUUACUUCAAGGACUAAAGUCUUCUGCUCUUCUCAUCAGAUGACUGUGGCGCUCCCCUCUGGUCCCAUUUCAGAAAUAGUUGUUAAAGAUAUCAAGGGGAACCAAAAGAACCUCAAGGAUGUCCCAAAGCAUUGUGGGUACUCUGCAAGCAAAGGCAAAGAUGGCAAAAUCCAUUUGAAUCUGCAGUUGCACUCACGCUGCCACAUGAGUGUGCAGGAUAAGCUGUACAUCAUCACUGUCAUCUACAUGACAGUAAAUGGGAAAAGGGAGUCUCAGUUUUCCUGUCCAGUUGCCAUCCCGGGGCCCAGGCAAGAGUGCAACCUUCCUCGUGAACAGCAUCUCCCCUGUGGAUCCAGCGCUCUAUCCCAGACACAGUGCCUCUCCAUAGGCUGCUGCUUCAACAAGCACCCCCCUGCCUGCUACUACCCCAUGGAUGAGUGCACUAUUGACCGGCACUUUGUCUUCUCUGUGCCCGCCUCCAUCACGGAGCCCCCUCUUUCCCCCGCCCUGCUUGUCGCUGCCAGCAACUCCACCUGCAAACCCCAGAAAGUGACUUCUGACUACGCCUUGUUUAAGAUCCCGAUGGAUGGCUGUGGGACACGCAGAGUGAUGUUGGGGAAAACUGUUGUCUACAUGGUAGAAGUCAUCAACAUGGUUAAGACUAUCAGCCUCAACUACGGCACCAUCACAAGAGAUUCUCCUGUCAGGCUGCUGGUGGAGUGCAGGUACAUGCCAGGAACGGUUCUGACUGUGAGCUACAUGGUUAAAACUCCCACCCUCGGUCCUGAAAUUCAGUCUCACGGGGCGUUUGGAGUCCAGCUAAGGAUUGCUGAAGAUGACCAGUACAAAAGCUACUACCCACAGUAUCACCAGCCCUUGAAGAUGAUGCUGGGGAAGCCUCUCAAUCUGGAAGUGCGGCUCCUCAACUCUCCAGAUCCUACUUUAGUUCUGCUGGUACACUUCUGUGUGGCCUACCCCCGCUCUGGAAAAGCUGUGUGGGUGCUGCUGUACAAUGGAUGUCCCAACCCUUUGGACCCAGUCCCCCCACAGGCCAUUCUGUCUCAUCCUCAGCCGCUCUCUCCUGAUGCUCAGACCCGUCGCUUCACCAUCAGAACCUUCCAGUUCCUUCCUGAUGGUGAGUUUAAGGACCCGAAUGAAGAGAUCUACUUCAUGUGUUCAACUGAAAUCUGCUCGCCACGUGAUGGUCCUUGUGUUGAAGGAUGCUUUGGCCAGUGACGGCCUCAGCUAUCACUCAUUUAACCAUCAAUAA